UACUACUGAAAAUAGUGACACUUGACGUGACAUUUAUUUAAAUGCAGUCAACAAAAUAAAUAAGAAACAACAAACAAUUCCACCAAUCAGAAUCUCCAACCAAUGCACCAUAGAAGAGUGGGUGGGCACCAAGAAAUUCACGAAUUUAUUGAAGCAGCAAUUUGACGAAUUUCUUCGUGAAUUUAAUUUAUUGUUGGUUUUGGUCUAAAGUGGGUAUAAGCCGAUGGUUUAUCACCUUGUGGGCCUGUGAAACUUACUUAAAUGCUUUGCUGAAAAGUUCUAGAAAUCCUUCUAUAUGCAUAUGCAUCUAUAUUCCUUAAUCAAAUGGAAGUAAAAAAAGAAAUUAGCGGGGAAACGUGUAAAAUAGAAAUAGAAUAUAAUGACUUGGAUGAUGCUCUUUUGGAUGACUUUAAAUGUGAAAUUCAGGAUGAGCCCAAUAGGGAAAGUAUUCCUGGCACAUAUUAUGAUUCUUUAGACUUGAAGAAAAGUCCCAUAAAUACUGAACAUGGAAAUAAACUUAACUCAUUUGAAGAAAUCCAAGAAACUGAAAAAGAUUAUCUCCAGGAUGAAAACAAAAUAGAAGUUAUGGAAAAACUCAUCCAAGAUUCAUCUUACAGAGGAAAUGACAUGAGUCGACACACUGAAGAAAAAACAUUAAAUAAAGCUGUGAAUGAUGUGACUGGAAAAAGACCACAUAAAUGUGAAAUUUGUUUUAAGCAGUUUACUCACAAAUGUUUUUUGAAAAUGCAUGUGAGAGUACACACCGGAGAAAAACCUCAUAAGUGUGAAAUUUGUUUUAAGCAAUUUAGUGAAACAAGUCAUUUGAAAAGACAUUUGAGAGUGCACACUGGGGAAAAACCUUACAAGUGUGAGAUUUGUUUUAAGCAGUUUAGUGAAGCAAGUCAUUUGAAAACACAUUUGAGAGUGCACACUGGGGAAAAACCUCAUAAGUGUGAAAUUUGUUUUAAGCAAUUUAGAGAUGCAGGUACCUUGAAAAGACAUUUGAGAGUGCACACUGGAGAAAAACCUCACAAGUGCGAAAUUUGUUUUCAGCAGUUUAGGGAAGCAAGUCACUUGAAAGAUCAUUUGAGAGUGCACACUGGGGAAAAACCUCAAAAGUGUGAAAUUUGUUUUAAGCAAUUUAGUAAAGCAGGUACUUUGAAAAUACAUUUGAGAGUGCACACUGGAGAAAAACCAUACAAGUGCGAAAUUUGUUUUCAGCAGUUUAGGGAAGCAAGUCACUUGAAAGAUCAUUUGAGAGUACACACUGGGGAAAAACCUCAAAAGUGUGAAAUUUGUUUUAAGCAAUUUAGUAAAGCAGGUACUUUGAAAAUACAUUUGAGAGUGCACACUGGAGAAAAAUCUUACAAGUGCGAGAUUUGCUUUAAGCAAUUUAGAGAUGCAGGUUCUUUGAAAAGACAUUUGAGAUUGCACACUGGAGAAAAACCUUACAAGUGUGAAAUGUGUUCUGAGAAAUUUACUCACCAUGGAAGCUUGAAACAGCAUUUAAGGGUACACACUGGAGAAAAAUCUUACAAGUGUGAUAUUUGUUUUAAGCAAUGUAGAGACGCAGGUGAUUUAAAAAGACAUUUGAGAAUGCACACUGGGGAAAAUCCUUACAAGUGUGAUAUUUGUUUUAAGCAAUGUAGAGACGCAGGUGAUUUAAAAAGACAUUUGAGAAUGCACACUCGGGAAAAACCUUACAAGUGUGAAACUUGUUUUAAGCAGUUUUCCAGUACAGGUAGUUUGACAGUACAUUUGAGAGUGCACACUGGAGAAACACUUUACAAGUGUGAAAUUUGUUUAAAACAGUUUAAUACAACAAGUAGUUUGAAAAAACAUUUGAGAGUACACACUGGAGAAAAACCUUACAAGUGCGAGAUUUGUUUUAAGCAAUUUAGUGAAGCAGGUAAUUUGAAAAGACAUCUGAUAGUGCACACUGGAGAAAAACCUUACAAGUGUGAAAUUUGUUUUAAGCAGUUUUCUCAGACAGGUUUCUUGAAAACACAUUUGAAAGUGCACACUAAAGAAAGGUCUAUCUAAAGCGAAGUCUAUCUGGGUGACCCUUGAAUCGAUACUGGAGCAGUCAGGACUUCUCUAUGUAGUGAAACGUCAAUUUACCAUGAUACAAAUUUAUUUAACCAAACACUACAACCCGGGAGCGUAUUGAGCGGGAAGGUAAAGUGAAGUUGGUUAAGAAAUAAACUUGUUAAAAUAUAAACUAAAUAAAUAAAAUAUAAUUUGAAAACAAUAAUUUGACAUUAUAU
Messenger RNA from Diabrotica virgifera virgifera (western corn rootworm), 2267 nucleotides. RefSeq names its product zinc finger protein 227-like. Bases 325 to 2043 code for a protein of 572 amino acids. The record is from RefSeq and is a predicted model, not a curated record. Gene Ontology annotation, biological process: regulation of transcription by RNA polymerase II. The transcript has 2 exons. NCBI's taxonomy places the organism in Eukaryota, Metazoa, Arthropoda, Insecta, Coleoptera, Chrysomelidae. Gene Ontology annotation, molecular function: RNA polymerase II cis-regulatory region sequence-specific DNA binding; DNA-binding transcription factor activity.